AUGGGCAAAAUUUCAGGUCCAAAAUGCGCCUCUAGGAUUUUAUUGAAAUGCCUUGCGAUAAGCCAAAAAUCGAGUAAAACGAUCAUAACUCGGGAACAAAGUCAUAAGGGCCCAAAUCCUUUGGUGGUUCUUGAUACACCAUCGAGUUCUACUUAUGGCCGAAAGAUGAGCUUUAAACUCGUUAAUCACUUCGGGAGGUUCCCUCUUGCGUCGUUCCAUUCCAUUGGAAAUCUCCCUGAAGUUCUACCGAAUGUUUCAUAUGUCAUUAAACAUGAUUUAGAAUUAAUCAAACUACCAAUUAGUACUGUUCUUCACAAAGCACUUCAACUUCCAUCAUCUGGAUUUCCGAAUCAAACCAGUGUGAUGAAUAUUUAUGCAGCGAGAAAUUAUUGGUUGUCGAAUUUGGAUGGAGCUGAACAAUACGUUGAAUGGGGUUAUGAAAAUCUCCUGAAUUUCGAAUUGGUAUUUCAACAAACAAUUCUUCAACUGGCCAUUGGAUACGAAAUCACGUGGAAAGAUCUAUUCGAAUUACUUCGAUAUUACGGUGAUGUGAUCACAAAUGAUUAUUCAUAUCAUCCAGCAGUGGAUGGAAUCAAAAAACGAUCUUGCCAUCCUCAGGAUUGGUUCGUCGUCAACCAACAACCAACUAUUCUAAAGUCAAGAAAUACAACAUUUGGUGGAAGCAAACAAGAUUUAAGUCGAGUGAGUUUUACAAAAGCUUUGGAUAUAAUAUCACGGCAGAUACAAUUUCUCAAUUUGUUAAUGUGGAUGGAUAUUACAGUGCAUCUUUUCCAAGUUUAUUUCAUAGAAAUGGAUUGA
This is a messenger RNA of Adineta ricciae, 819 nucleotides long. Lineage: Eukaryota; Metazoa; Rotifera; Eurotatoria; Adinetida; Adinetidae. The record is from the annotation of a GenBank genome assembly.